GUAAAUUUCAAGAUCGACAUCACAGAGUGAAUUUGAAUCAACUAGUCAAGAACAACGAUGUAAAGCUGAAGAACAUUUCUCAUUUCAAACAAAAUGAUAGUAAAUUUGCAGGUUAAAUUCUUGAAAUAGACCUAUAAUUACACCGUCGAGGCACUACCAGUUUUAUUCCAUGACCGACUUAGCAACAAAAAUCGAUUCAUCGCGAAAGUAAAUUGCGGUCGAUUCACGAUCGACAGAAUGGCUCCCAGAGGUCGCUUGGCGCUGAUCACGCCUGCAUGGCUGAGCGCCGCACCACUCCUGCUAAUGAGCUUGUCAGCCGUGUGUGGCUCGUCGUUUAGCAUGACGCCGCCAGGGUACCAGAAAGACCUCAGGCCGCAACAAGUCAACGGCGGGCCCGUGGUGGUCGGCUUCAGCAUGAAGAUGAACAGCAUCAGUCAAGUCAACAUGGAAACCAUGUCCGUGACGUUCCAAAUGAACUUGCGCGUGACGUGGGUGGACCCUCGGCUGAUCUACCCUCACCAGAACGUGAGCCGCGAUUUCUCGAGAUCUACAAUAGCUCCCGAGGACGGCAGCGACGACAGAGAGUCCGAGGUCACUUCCAUCGCCGUGUCGACGCAGGUCCUGCGCAAGAUUUGGGUGCCUGAUCCCUUCUUCAGGAGGAUGAGAGACCUCAAGACCUUUCACCUCCUACAGGAUGUACAAGGAGUCAAGAUCUACAGCAAUAAUAAGAUCUACACUUCCAUGGUGCUGAAGUUGGAGCUUGGGUGUUCAAUGAUGUUCACAAACUAUCCGUUCGACGAGCAAGAAUGCGAACUUUACAUCGGCAGUUAUUUUUACCCCAUCACCGAGAUGCAGUUCGAGUGGCUGAGCUCGAGCGUCACUCUGGACGACGAAGUACUGAAGCUGCUCGCAGGCUACGACUUCCAAGUUAAGCCCAUCAACGACACUCGAUGUUUCUGCGAGAAAUGCGUACCUCAAUGGUCGCCGUGCGUGCGCACGCAGUUGUACCUGGAGAGGAGGUACUUGGUACACCUGCUGGGGUACUACAUCCCGUCUGCCCUGUUCGUGGGAGUGUCGUGGUGCUCGUUCUUCUGGCCCGCGGAUGUCAUCCCGGGACGCACAGUGCUGGUCAUCACCUCUCUGCUGACCGUGUCUUCCAUGUAUGCCGCUAGCAGGCAGAGCAGCCCCAUGACGAGCUACGUGAAGGCCAUCGACACGUGGAUGUUCAUGACGAUCCUCCUGACGGUGCUGACGCUCUUCCAGUACGCGGUCGUCCUCCAAUGGCGCAAACGAGCGGACGCUGCCAGAGUCAACCAAGUGCAGCCAAAUGACAAAGGUUCCACCACGACGCAGGUCGAGUCCGCUGUUCAGCGCUAUAUCCGCUACGAAGACUACACUGAGAAGGCAGCUCGCUAUGGCUUACCUCUACUCUUCUUGCUCUUUAACCUCGUCUACUGGCCUUAUUAUCUCAAUACUUAAAUGACCACUUGUUGAUUUACUGCAGUGCUCGAAUAGGUAUGAACCUUGUUACGAGACACUCAAGUUAUCACUGCAAGAAUUGAACUGGAUCGAGGCCUGAAACUCUUCAAAGUUUAUCGGUGCAGUCUCCACGGCUCGUAUAUACAAAAAAUGAAAGGUAAUGAAUAAAAAACAAAAAUUCUAUCUACCAUACAAAAUUCAUACUGAAAUAUCUAAUGUUUUUUCAACGACUAUACAUUAACAUGUGCGACCAUAAUACUGCCACUUUUUAACUUCUCUUAGAGCAUUACAGUUCAGCUUCAAUUAGGAAUUGUAAUGCAAUAACUAUUUCUUUAAUUGGUCGUCUCAUUAUUUCUCGUCCUUCACCCAUGUCCUGCCUCGUAUAUUCAUUUGGUAGUUUACUGUUUUCUAAUAUCCCGUGGCUCAAAAUUACAACGACAUUUUCAGAGUGUAAAAUAGCUACUGAAGCCGGAAUUGCUGCCCACUCAUGUCAGGUUGCUCAAUGCUCGUGUCACUGAUGAGCAACUUUAUGAUAUUAGAACUUAGACUCAGGCAAGGAUGAGGGCAAAAUCUUGUUCUGGCAGUUCUGCCAGAUUAAUAGGACUAAAGUUUUUUUCAAUAUUUAACUGGGUGCACAGAACGAGAGGAUUGCAUGGAUAUCGGUUUCAAGAGUAAAGUUUUUAUAUUAAUACAUCGUGAAACGUGGGCGAUGAACAAAUUCAAAGGGAAUAAAGAAUUUCUACUGUAGAAUUCCAGCUUAAAUAAUUGUUGGGCCAUGAAAUCAGGCCUUGAGAGUUCAGGUCAGGAAUGAAACGAAAUAUGGAGGGCCUGAAUAACGAAACUAUUAAUUGGAAAGGGAUUUGUUGAAUGAGGCCUAAUAGGCUGGAAAGGACAAAUUAAAUGGUGUGAAGUUCCAGGAAUUACAAUCGCAAGUCUGGUGUAAAAUUUUAGGUAUUACGAGCACAAGUCUGGUGUGAAAAAUCUAAUAUGGUACGAAGGGCUAAGAUGCCUAAAUGAUGGACGUCUUUUUCGAUGUUCAUCCCAAAAACGAGAUAAGAGCUAAAACGAUUUUUACUCAAAUCACAAUUUCGCUUAGCCUCUUUUUCCAAAUUGAUGUUGAUGACAUGCACUUGGCUAAACCAACAAUAGCUUUAAUUGUUAGAUUGUUGCCAGAUAAGUCAUCGCGUAUAGCUUCGCUGCUAGACAAUAGAUAUAAAAGAAAUAUUCAGCAGUUUCCUACACUGUAACACAUUCGACCGUUAGAAAAUGUAGCAGACUCUUAGAAUAAUUGCUUAUCAUACUGCCACGUUUUAACUUCUCUAAGAGCGUUACAGUUCAUCUUCAAUUAGAUGCAUUGUAAUGCAAUACCUAUUUCUUUAAUUAGUCGUCUCAUUAUUCACUUGCAAAAUUGUUGGCUUGAGAUAUGUUCCGACGUUCAACCACGUCAAAAAUGCAUCGAAAUAUUUCCCGCGCCUAUGACUCUUUCCCGACGACUUCCAGUCACUAAAUUUUUUAUCACUCAUGCUAAUAAACCAGGAGAUUUUUCUAAAGAAUUUUUUAGGUUUUUCGGUAAUUGUAGCACUUUUCAUAUCGAUUUUAACGUAUCCAUAUCAACCCAUUGCUCGUCGAUGUGCAAAGUGAGUUUAAUUAUAUGCACACUUUCCAUCGAUUGCGUCAGACGACAUGAAAAAAUAAUAAUAAUUUUUCUGGGCAAUUAUUUUAGAAUUAAAAUGGAGAAAAUUGCAUGAAUCACAGAUGGAUGUUCGUUGAUUCCAUUUAAUUACCUUCUCUGUAAUAAUAAAUAAUCUACAAUUAUAUAGUCGGCGACUUCGUUUAGCUUACCGAGAUAAAUGAAUUCAAGGCAUCGCAGUUCUUCAUGUUCCGGUAAUGCCGAUAAUUGGCAUAGCGAGAAAUGCAGGUUAUAAUUUAUUUACAAGUAUUCGUAUUAACUUAGAUAGUUCUGUAAGGUAGUGUUACUGGUACUGUUAUUGAAAUCGUUGUUAUGUUAUCAUUAUAUUUGUUAAUCGACCUCUGCAGGUCGAGGACGAAACUCAAGGCGUCGAUUAGGCUAUUGGGGUCGAACGAGUAGCACAAAUUGUUCGGUAGAAUUUAUUUCAUGUCAAUUUUUCAGCAUCAUGUAUUGUAAAUAUUCUUCAAACAUUGUAACAAAAAUAUUUUAGGAAUCGUUUAGUUAAUCAUUAUUUUCAAUCGUCUAUAUUCUCAUUGUUUUCACCAUAAAAAAUCAACAAGUUGACUAAUUUUUCGUUUAUUUGGAAAUGAUCGGUUAAUGUAGGUACAAAUAUUUUGUGAAGUAGUCGAUGGUUGAGGAAGUUUACUCAUCCCUUCUAAAUUUAAACCAUCUUGAGUUCAGCCUUAUAUUAAGUCAUGUGAAAAUAUGGAGUUUAUCAGUGACCACAUUCGGCAGUACACCGUGUUUUUUUCUAGUCCAGUUCUAUCAGCAAAAUCAAGAAAAUAAAUUCGUCAACGGAGACAAAUUAGCAGAUAUUAUUAUAUCUCGUAUAUCAAUUACGCUGUAACAUCUUUUUCUGAAAUUUGCGGAUAUUAGUUUGACCGUUUCGUCGGGAAAAAAUUUCGUUAUUUACCUAUAUGUGCGGAUCAAAUUUGAAAAUGUAAAACCGUAAAAUUUGAUCAACUAGUUCAUGAAUAAUCAUACUCUUACUCAUACUCUCUGAUUCAUACAUGAAUUCCCUAAGCUAAUUUUUCAAGAAGACUUUCACUGCACUUCAAAUUCGCUUUCCGUAGAAAGGAGAUGAAUAAAUUUAUUAAUCAGUUCAUCAGGCCGAAAUAAUUAGUGACAAACGAAAAGAAUUACUUUAGUAGGUCAAUUAAAUAAACUCUUAGAAAGCAAUGAUGUCCGUAGAUAUGCAUGUUAAAAAAUGUUUAGAUAUUAAGUCAUUAGACCUCUGGUUGUGAAUUUGUUUAUUAGUGAUGUCAUUAAUUUAUGAUUGAUUCAUAUUUCCUGUUAAUAAUACAAUAAUUUGAGCAUUAUUUAUUUGAAAAUCAAUUAGAUCUAGAAUCCAAACUACCUGACUAGAUUAGAAAUAUAAUUGUUCAGUAUUGAG
This is a messenger RNA of Hyalella azteca, 4562 nucleotides long. Its product is annotated as glycine receptor subunit alpha-2. Gene Ontology annotation, molecular function: extracellular ligand-gated monoatomic ion channel activity; chloride channel activity; neurotransmitter receptor activity. The record is from RefSeq and is a predicted model, not a curated record. NCBI's taxonomy places the organism in Eukaryota, Metazoa, Arthropoda, Malacostraca, Amphipoda, Hyalellidae. The transcript has 9 exons. Gene Ontology annotation, cellular component: synapse; membrane; neuron projection. Gene Ontology annotation, biological process: chloride transmembrane transport; regulation of membrane potential; signal transduction. Bases 238 to 1479 code for a protein of 413 amino acids.